Mobula hypostoma (lesser devil ray) is the source of this 4114-nucleotide messenger RNA. RefSeq names its product cysteine-rich hydrophobic domain 1 (gene chic1). The transcript is spliced from 6 exons. The record is from RefSeq and is a predicted model, not a curated record. Bases 47 to 547 code for a protein of 166 amino acids. NCBI's taxonomy places the organism in Eukaryota, Metazoa, Chordata, Chondrichthyes, Myliobatiformes, Myliobatidae.
CGCGCCCAGCGUAGACGCGGGGACGGCUCGUGCCCCUCAGUCCGACAUGGCCGACUUCGAUACCAUUUACGAGCUGGACGAGGAGGACGAGCGGGUGGUGAUGGACGAGCAUCUGAUCCGAUAUACGCCGGAUCCCGUGGUGGUGCGAGGGGCAGGCCACAUCACAGUGUUUGGCCUCAGCAACAAAUUUGAUCCCGAAUUUCCUUCAGUUCUCACAGGGAAGGUGGCCCCAGAAGAGUAUAAAACUAGCAUUGGUCGGGUAAAUGGAUGCUUAAAGAAAAAUCUUCCCAUCAAUGUGAAGUGGCUUCUUUGUGGUUGUUUAUGUUGCUGUUGCACCUUGGGCUGCAGUCUGUGGCCUGUCAUCUGUCUUAAUAAAAGAACUAGAAGAUCAAUACAAAAGCUGUUAGAGUGGGAAAACAACAGAUUGUAUCACAAGCUUGGGUUGCACUGGAAGUUAAGUAAAAGGAAAUGUGAGUCCAGUAACAUGAUGGAAUAUGUAAUACUAAUAGAAUUCUUACCAAAAUUUCCUAUAUUCCGACCGGACUAAGAAAAAAAGCCAACCGUCAAGAAAAAGCAUAUCAUUCCUGCCCUGAGUGCCUUGUAGAUACCUGAACAGAUGACUGCCAAUACACCUGUUUUAAGAGUAAUCUACUGUAGUGAGUGUAGAUACCUUCCUAAUGUACUUUUUCCUUCACAAGCAUAUUUUGCACAUGUAUUAUUUUCUUUCUUUGAAGUGUUGCACUCACUCACUCGAUAAAGACCGAGUUGUUUCACUUUGAAAGAAUUUCAGUCUUGUACAUAAUGCUUCAGUUCAUAUUGUACAGUGUGGUAUGUUAAUGUUUACAGAUGUUGCUCUUUUACUACAUCCCCAAAUACUGAAAUGUAGAAGGACAUUUUUGAUUAAAUGUGAUAAUGCGUAGAUCUCAAUCUGUAUUCUGUAUUCAUAAUGAGAUUAGCAAUGCAACCGGAAGAGAAAGUGCCUUGGUAUUAUUGUAGGAACAAUUACUCCCAUUGAAGUAUAUAUAUUUAAAGAAACACAAAUCUAAUAUAUACUACAUUUGAAAGUGACCAAGGAAGUGUAAUGGAUAAAGCAUAUCAGGGGAGUAAUAAUUAGGUCACCAGUGUGAAAUUGAUGGGAAGCAUCAACUACAGUGUGCCUGACUCCUGAAAGUUGGAUUAAAUGGAACUAAGAUUUUGGAGGCAAGUGCAUGUAAUGAUUAAUAUGCUCACGACCAAAACUAAUUUCUCCCCUAAUACUUCUGACAGCAACUGAAUUUCUCAAGUAUUCUGGUCAUUUACUCUGCUAAUCAUUGAAAAUAAAAUUGAAUGUUGUAUCUCAUUUUGGUGAUUCAGUAAAUGGAUGAAGGAACAAGCACGUAGCAAUUAAAGGAGGUCAUUUUCUUAUGGUUCCAGUGAUAAGUAGUCGUUAACCACUCCCACCCAACACUCAUGGGCCAAAAAUCUGUUUACUUCGUCUUUAUCCUGCUAGUACUCCCUUAAAUUUACUAAAAUAUUGAUUUGAGAAAGUGUUCUUGUCUUUGUUGGUAACCCUCAAGUUUGAUUCCUGUUAAGUAUUACUUUCAGGCUGAUUGAACGUUGGAAGUUAUUAUUGUAGGGAAUGAUUUGUUAUCAAUCCAUACUUCAAUAAAAUAUAUAUAUAUAUAUAUAUAUAUAUAUAUAUAUAUUAAUUCUUCUUGUUCCAAAGCAUGCUGUUAUGAAAUGGGAAUAUCUACAUCUCCAAAGAUAGAGGAGAAAAUGUUAGUAAGGAUAUAUAUGUUACUGAACAUCCUGCAAUGUUAAUUUGCAUUGCAGAUUUUAUAUUUAAAAUAUCAUUAUACCUCUUAAUGAAAAGUUGAUCAUCUGAACUUUUAAGAAUUGAAUUUAAAUUUCCUUUUUUUUUUGGUUUUUUGGUAACUUUUUGAUUGAAGAAAUUAAUUAGGAGUAACAGAGGUUUUCUUUGUAUUAUCACAGAACAUGUGAACCCAAUCCAGAUAUGUAUUGCAUUCAGAACAACAUUUUUCUGAUUGUAGAGGGUAAUCUAUUUUUGUGUUAGAGAUUAGGAAGUUGACCUUUUUGAUGCAAUGAAACCAAUAUUGUAAUACCCUAAAUCUUCUGUCACCGUAUCCAACCACAUUUUUAAUGUGGUUAAUGUGUUUGGCUCUACAUCCUGGUAAAUUAUUUCAAGAAUCUGAUAAUAUAAGUAAAGAUGGGCCCAUAAACUUGGCUUUUCCUAGAUGCCUAAAUUACUAUAGUCAAGUCAAUUCACUUUUUACGUAGUACUUUAAGGAUCCAUUUUUGCUACUUGCUCCCUUCCACUCAACUUCCAUCCCUUAUCUCCCUUACAGUAAGCCAUAUUUUAAUUUCUAGAAUUUUUAAAAAAUUGUCAGUUGCAAAUUUUAACUAGUUAUUAAACUGAGUAAAAUUGGUUGAGUUCUGCUGGAAGUGCCAAAAUAACUGUGGUUAUACCUGUGGGAGUAGUUGCCCAAUCUACUGAAAUCAAUGAGAGUUUUGCCUGUUAAUCUAAAAUAACAGAAUUCAGUACAAGUAUAGGAUUAAACUAUUAUAAAGGUUUAUGGAUUACAAAUACAUCAAGUCACAAUUGACCAAGAUAAUUUCAUGGUAAUUCCUAAUGAAUCAAAUAGGUUCCCAGGUACACAAAGCAUGUUGAUUACCAUUUAGUUUAUAAUCAACAAACUAGUACAGGUUGACCUUCACUAAUCCGGCAGCAUUGGGACCUGAGGAGUGCCGGAUUAGUGAAAAUGCCAAAUUACAGAAGGAUCACAUUAAGCAUAAUCAGUGCUGGAUUAUCGAAGGAACCGGAUUGCAGGUAGUCGGAUUAGUGAAGGUCGACCUGUAUAAGGAAAGUGAACCAGAUCCUGUAUUAUAUUUUCUCAUUUCAGUUUUGGGUGGAUUAGUUUUAAAAUAAGUACAUGCACCAGUCGCUAAACCUUGCAAUAGGAAAGAAAGGACAUAACCACCAUCUAAUUAUGAGGUAAAAUUUAAUACACAUCAGAUUUUAAAAGCUUGUGUGUUUGGCAUGUUGGAUCACAAUCUGGAAGAUUUUUGCAUACUUGCUUUUUGUUGCCUAAUUUACCAUAAUUGUGCUUUUUGCCAGAACUUUUUGUCAUAAAUGGAUAAAAUAUUGUAAUGUAAUAAUAAUUUGAAAUCUUCAGGCAAUACCUGUGAAGCCUGAUAUUCCUACACAAUGUCUUUUAAAAGCCUGUAUUUAAAAAAUGGAUUGAUCUUUUUGGAAGGAAGGGAAUGUUUAUUUUUGAAUUUUGUUUAUUUGAAUGUGCCACAUAUGGAUCUAAACUGCAGAAUGACAAAAAUGGAAUUGCAGUUUUAUACUAUUGAGGAUGCAAAUUCUUCAAACCUGCUUGUGGAUAAAAGCAGUUUCAAAAACAAAAUAAUUGUUCCAACAAUCAAGAUCAUAAUGCAUGAUAGAUUCGACACUUGUAAAUUACAUCAAAAUGAAAACUAUUAUUUGCUGUCAACCUUAUAAGUGAAAAAUGCAGAACACACAUUCUUAAUUCAUUUUAGUUGUUUAGUAACAUUACUUAAUACAUUAAUUACCAAAUGGUGCAUGUUAGUUUUUUAAGUGAUGUCAGCAGAUGGAUAUAAAUACAUUUCAUUUGAAUAAGGAGUUAAAUUUGCAAAGAUUCACAUUAUUUGUGUAAUGUUGGCUUUACGUAUUUAUUAUUAAACAAGCAGGAGAAGAGAAGAAAUAAGUACCUGAUCAUUAUUUUUUGUACUGUAUUUCAAGUUUUCCAUUCAAACUACGUGCUAAAAUGUUGAAUGUACUGUAGUGCAAUGGAUAAGUACGUGAUUAAAAAUCCAGUGUUUUGUGAAAAAAAGUAUUGGCCAAAACAGUAAAAUGCUGUACUUGUGAAUUGUACAUGGCAUUAGAAAAUUUUAACAGGCUAUUAGCUCAAACAAUCAUUAACACAGUUUUUUGAAUCUCUAUGACUGAAUUCCUUUUCUUCUCUUCUCCACUCCUUUCCCAAAGUCCAUGUUGUUAUAGUUAAACUGUUAGCUAUUUGUCUAUUUCUGGAAUGUAUUAUUUUCAGCUGAUGUUUUUCAAUUUACCAAGUCAUUUAUCAAUAUGUAUAAAUAA